CGUCAUUUUCUGUGCGAAGGCUAAAUAUCUGAUUUAUAACUCAGGCAUUCAAUGCACCAUACGGCUUGACCCACUUUUCCACAUGCGCCACUGGAGCGUUCCGAGCAUGCGUCAAGCUAAAGCGAGUACACUAGAACCUAAAGGAGGUUUCGUGUGUUCCCGCUAAAAUGAGAUGAAACGUAGAACUCUCACACGCGCUGGAUAAUCUCAAGACGAAAUAAGUGCAUAUACGUGGAUGAAUUAUAGAGUGCAUGGCCUGAAGGUAAAGUGUGCGAACCUCUGGGGGGAAUAAGCCAUGUUUCUACUUCCGCUAUACCACGUAACCACAACUUUAUUUUGAAAGCCGUUCCCGGAAAUGACGAGUAUCUAUUGUGGCUAGCUUCACUCCGGUUCCGCGUGUUGAUGCUGAACAGAGGACGAGAGAGAAAACAAGCUUUCCAUAACGUAAAGAACCAAAGCCAGGAAAAACCGGAGGAAAAUGGACAUGAAGAAGAGGGUCUCCUUAGAGUUGAGGCACCGGUCGCCCUCGGAGGUCCAGGAGCUGGUGCUGGAUAACUGUCGCUCGAGCGAAGGAAAGAUCGAGGGAAUCACAGAAGAGUUCUCGAAUCUGGAACUGCUCAGCCUCAUCAACGUCGGCCUGACCAGCGUCGCAGACAUCCCAAAGCUGGCCAAACUCAAAAAGUUGGAGCUCAGUGACAACAGGAUAUCAGGUGGUCUGGAGGUCCUGGCAGAGCGGCUGGUGAACCUAACGCACCUUAACCUCAGUGGGAACAAGUUCAAAGACAUCAGCACCCUGGAGCCGCUGAAAAAGCUGCCCCAGCUGAAGAGUCUCGACCUGUUUAACUGCGAGGUGACAAACCUGGCCGACUACAGGGAGUCCAUCUUCAAGCUGCUCCCCCAGCUCACCUACCUGGACGGCUACGACAUCGACGACUGCGAGGCCUCCGACUCCGAGGGCGAGGGAGACGGCGUCGACGAUGAGGACGAAGAAGAGGGCGAGUCAGAGGACUUUGAGGAAGAGGAAGAGGAGGAUGAAGAAGACGUAGUGGCUGAGGAGGACGACGAAGACGACGACAGCGGUGAUGAGGAUGGAGAGGUGAACGGAGAUGUGGACAGCGAGGAAGAAGACGAUGAUGAAGAUGAAGAGGAUGAUGAGGACUCGUCUCCAGCCAAAGGAGAAAAGAGGAAGAGGGACCCCGAGGACGAGGAUGAUGAUGACGAUGAUGAAUGAGGGCCUGCAGAGACCCCUCCCUGACCCCCGCAAACCCUGCUGACCUCUUAUCCACUCAGUCUAAAUGUCUCAUCCCUGCUGCCAAUUCUUCCCCCUCUGCCUCCUCCCACUUUCACUCUGGGCCACGUCCCAUUUCUGACUCUGGUCUCCUCGCUUGUCGCCUGCCAAAUUGACAUCCGUUAUUGUCUAAAACGCCUCAUUAAUUAUUUGUUUUGCUUUUUUUUUUUUUUUUUUUUAAAUACUUUCAUUUCCACAAGUUGAGCCAAAUUUUUUUUCCCAUUGUCAUCAACAACUUACAGCCUCCAUUUAGUCCUCUGUUUUUGCCGCAGUGUUAUUCUUUUGGUUUAAUGGCAGCACGUUUAUUUUUUGUGAACUCAGGAAAGAA
Molecule: messenger RNA, 1616 nt
Organism: Haplochromis burtoni (Burton's mouthbrooder)
Lineage: Eukaryota; Metazoa; Chordata; Actinopteri; Cichliformes; Cichlidae
Product: acidic leucine-rich nuclear phosphoprotein 32 family member B
Exons: 7
Coding region: 479-1231 (250 amino acids)
Biological process (GO): regulation of apoptotic process
Cellular component (GO): nucleus
Molecular function (GO): histone binding
Source: RefSeq, a predicted model, not a curated record